This is a messenger RNA of Suillus subalutaceus, 600 nucleotides long. RefSeq lists its product as uncharacterized. The coding region runs from base 1 to 600 and encodes 199 amino acids. The record is from RefSeq and is a predicted model, not a curated record. The transcript has 2 exons. Lineage: Eukaryota; Fungi; Basidiomycota; Agaricomycetes; Boletales; Suillaceae.
AUGUCGAUCCCUGCAGUCAAUGCUAAUGGCACGUUGAAGGAUGCAUCAGAAAUCGCGUGGUUUCAUGAUGUCAAUGAUGAUGCCCCCAUCCCUCCCCAGCCCAAAUCCUCUUCAGCUAUCUCCUCUGCGCCCUCUCAUCGUACUCUCGACUCCUUUGUAGUAGGCCCAAUCCGGAAGCCUGCUACUGUUAUUGCCGGUGCUCGCCGCUCUGGCCGACCUACAAAGCCUUCUGCUAAGGUGCGAGAAGCAGCAAGCAGUACUGUCCCCGCAAAAUGUUCAGGUGCUGCUAUCUCACCUGUUGUCACCAAACGUGCCCUUGUCUCUACAAACACUGUUGAGCCCGAUGAUGAGGCCGAUGAGGUUGACGAGGCCGACGAGGUUGAUGAGGCUGACGAGGCUGAUGAGGCCGUUGCUGAUUUAGACAAUGCCGAAGAAGACCAGGAAGCAUAUGAGCAUACCAAGGCAUUUGGAGAUGCUGACAGAGAUCAUCGCAAAGCCUUGAAAAAGGACGAGCGCACAGCUGACCUCUGGACAAUAUUCACAGAAGAGAAAGGCCACAAGAAUGUGCAUACAGGCGAAAGCAAAGAUGGUUGGUGGUGA